AUGGUAUAUUGCGGCAUGUGGAUCUUCCUCUUGUCCCUGUCUCACUCCUAUCAAAUCGUCACUGCAGAAGCUGAAGAAUGUCGCACUGCCAUACCUGCAGAUAUUGUGUUCCUGGUGGAUGACUCCUGGUCAGUGGGGCCAACCAGCUUCCAGCAGAUCAAAGAGUUUGUAGCAGACAUCAUCAGAGCCUUUCAUGGCAGUGUGGUUGGGUCGGAGGGCAUUCGCUUUGGAGUGACAGUCUAUGCAGACAUCCCCAGGAUGCGUAUAGCUCUGACAGAUUAUUCGACUCUGGAUGAGGUGUUGAGGGCCGUCGAGGAGGUGCCGUACGAGGGAGGCAGCAGUCGCACUGGUCUGGCAUUGGAAUUCCUUGUUGAGUCUGUCUUUAGUGCUUCUAUCAUCAGAGACAAUGCCCCAAAGAUUGCUAUUCUGAUCACUAAUGGCCAAUCGGAUGAUCCGGUUGAUGGUCCGGCUAAAGUUGUAACAGACAGUGGAAUAUCCCUGUUUGCUGUGGGGGUGAGGAAUGCCAAUCAGUCAGAGCUCAGGAAGAUCGUUACAGAACCUCAUGAGGAACAUCUGAUGCUCAGCCCAGAUUUCUCUUUCCUGGAGCUUCUGCUGCCCAAACUCUCCCGUCGCAUCUGCUUCACUGCGUCAGAACCUCCACGACCCGUCAAACAAAACCCACUAGUGGUGGAGAGGAUAGUGGGUCCUAAAGAUCUGCAGGUGAGUGAGUUGAGUUACAGUUCUCUGCAGCUGAGCUGGAGUCAGGCCACAGGAGACGUUACCGGCUACAGGCUGCUCAUCACCCCUGUGUCUCCAAAGGGCCAUCUGCUCUCGGCACAACAGAGACAGAUUGAUCUCAAGGGAGAUGUUGGCAGCACACAAGUAACCGGGUUGAGUGCCAAGACUGAGUACUCUCUCGCUUUAUAUUCCAUCUACCCUGGGCGCAUAGGAGAGUCUGCCAGUAUCAUAACAGAAACCACUCCUGUUCCACCGGUUGCCAACUUUCGUUUGAUUGAAGAAGGUCUCUUCUCUUUACGCCUGGGAUGGACAUCUCCACUUGGAAAAGUGGAUGGAUAUAAAAUCUACAUUCCAAGAUCGGGCAGACCCGGACUCAUUUAUGAGCAGAUGCUGAGGGGUGACACCUCCUCUCAUGUGAUUGACACCUUGGAAGAGGACAAAGAGUACAAUGUCAGCAUAUAUGCCAUCUACCCUGAGGGCCCAAGUGAACCUGUGUCUAUAGUCGGGAGAACUUUGAAACUUGUUUCUGUUGAGAAACUGCUGGUGCAGAACGCCACUACAGACACAGUUCAGGCGAGAUGGUCAUCUGUCAGAGGGGCUACAGGAUACAGACUCACCUGGUCAUCAUCAGAGGGACACAUAGAAAAUGUGAAUCUGGGGGACAACUUUAAUUUCUACAUGGUGCAGGGCCUACAUGCAGGCACGGAGUACACCAUCACCAUCAACCCCGUCUUUGUGGACAUUGAAGGGCCUGUUACCUCUGCCAAAGCCAAGACAUUGGAAAGUAGUGCAGUACAGACCCUACAAGCCUCUGCGUUGAGCACUAACAGUGCCGUUACCUCAUGGAACGCUGUGCCUGGAGCCACAGGAUACAGACUGGCCUGGGGUCCCACUGCAGAGUUUUUAGGGAGAGAUCGGCCCAGACAGCUGGCUCUCAAUGGUAGCACUACUGAAUAUACGCUGAAGAAUCUGGUUCAUGACACUGAGUAUGUGCUCUCUCUUUACGUGCUGUUUGGUUCUGUGGUUGGACCAGGCAUCACUGCUACAUUCAGGACAUCACCUCUAGGGUACGUCUCAAAUUUCAAGGUGACAUCAUACACCAGCUCAUCCAUUGAUGUGGAAUGGAGCCCGAUUGUAGGGGCCACGGAGUACAAACUCACCUGGAGUUCAGAAUUUGCACGUCUUCAGAGUCGUUAUCUUGACCGCAACAUUUUACGACACAGCAUUUCUGGUCUUGAGCCAAACACCCUUUAUUCCAUCAGCAUUAAUGCUCUUUACAGCAAUACAGAAGGGCCAGAAAUCACUCUCUCACAGCAAACAGCAUCCUUGACUGACUCUGAGCUAAUUGAAACAGUUCGGGAGGUAAAAGUGGUUGACAUCGGCGCCAGUUCUUUCAAACUGGCCUGGAGAAAAACACCAGGCGUUACAGGGUACAAGAUCACCUGGAGCCCCUUCCAUGGUGGUGAGAAGGAGAAUGCAGUUGUAUCUUCUUCUACCACAUCCUUCACCAUCAAUGAUCUCCCUGCCAGCUCUGCCUACAAGAUCCAGGUGUCUGCAGUGGUCAGGAGCAAAACGGGAAGCCCAGUCAUGGUGACCGCCCGCACCUUGGAUCUGCCUAAAGUGACUGGAUUUAGUGCUCUGAACACCACAGACAACAGCACGAUACUUAACUGGACCACUGUGACUGGAGCCUCUGGAUACCUGCUGUCCUGGAGACACAUAUCAGAGGUGAAGAUCUCCUCUGAGCUGCUAAGCUCGGCUUUCACCUCCUACAAGAUCCAAGAUCUCCAGUAUGGAAGAACAUACAUCUUUUCUAUCAGACCUCUUUAUGGGGAAGUGGAGGGUCCCGUAACAACCAUCACUAAAAGAAUCUUGGGUGCUCCUCGUCUCAUUCCUGUUCAGAGUGCAACACCUGCCCCUGUAUCAUCUAAUAACAACAGCAAUGAUCUUCACCUCAAGUCCACAACCAGAAACACCCACACACCAGUGGGCAAAGCACCCAGCACACCCACCAGCACUCGGAGACCUGUUGUGAGGCCUCAGAUCACAAUUGGCCAAACAGCUGCAGCACUGACCAGAAUUACCACAGCACAUGACCAAACCACCCUGUCCAUAGAGACCCCCCCACCUGGACCAGUGUGUGGCAGGGUGAAGGCAGACAUUGUUUUUCUUGUUGAUGAAUCUUGGAGCAUUGGUACUAAUAACUUUGGCAAGCUGAAGGACUUCCUCUUUAGAAUCGUCACCUAUUUCCCCACUAUAGGACUUAAAGGAACACAGAUAGCAGUGGUUCACUAUAGUGAUCAGCCCAGGAUUGAGUUCAACUUUAACGCUCACAAAGACCGGAGCUCAGUUCUGAGAGCACUCCGAGAGGUCCACUAUGGAGGAGGGAACACAAAAACAGGUCGUGGGAUCAGCUAUGUCCUCAGGGAGCUGUUUCAGGAGUCUUUAGGAAUGAGACAGGAAGUUCCUCACAUCUUAGUGCUGCUAACAGAUGGAAGGGCACAGGAUGAUGUAGAGCCGCCCUCCAGAAUUGCCCAUGCACUGGGUGUCAGUGUGCUGGCCAUUGGAAUUGCUCAUGCUGAUAUUGAGGAGCUUGAGAAGAUCGCCUCUCCCACCACUUACAAGAACAUCUUCUUCGCCAGUGACUUUGACGAUCUGCCGUCCAUCGAGAGAGAGUUUAUCAGCAGCAUCUGUAGCGAAGCAUUACAGUCAGAGUUCAAACAAGACGAUGAGUCUGCCCAACUGGACACACCUACGGGUGACCCAGAGGCUCUCACUAAACCUGAAGGGCCUUGUCCGCUUAACUGCAAGGGUCAAAAAGGGGAUAAGGGUGAUGGAUUUGGUCAUGGCGGCCUGCAUUUAAAGCAAGGCCCAGGAUAUUAUGACUCAUUCUCUCUAAAGGUCAAAGGGGAGAAAGGUGAGAGGGGUCUUCCCGGAAUUGAUGGAAUCCCGGGAUUACCAGGACGACCGGGUAGAACGGGACCCCCUGGUUCUCCUGGACAAAGGGGGUCACCUGGAACUCCUGGUGAUCUGGGACUUCCUGGUAAUACUGGACCAAAAGGGCAGAGAGGAGAGAGAGGAGAGCCAGGCUAUGUAAUGGGAGGCAUGGAGGUUCUUCCAGGGCGUAAAGGAGAACCCGGCUCCUCUGGCCACCUAGGUGCUCCAGGUGUCCCAGGGGUAUCAGGCCCUCCAGGGUUGCCUGGUCAGCCUGGACCUCAGGGGUCUCCUGGUCUCUCUGUCAAGGGUGAGCCUGGAGAACCUGGUUUUAAAGGUCCACGUGGGAGACCAGGUCCCAAAGGAGAAAAAGGGGAGCAGGGAAAUAAUGGUUUGGCAGGUUUGCCAGGGCUUGUGGGAGUAGAUGGGAUCCCAGGACUGCCUGGUCAGAAGGGGGACAAGGGAGAGGAAGGUAUUGGAAUUCAAGGUGUUCAAGGGCCGCCCGGGCCAGCUGGAGAAAAGGGUAAUACUGGACUACAAGGCCCAAAGGGUGAUUCAGGUCUUCAAGGAGUCCAGGGAAUCAUAGGCUCUCGGGGCAAAAGGGGACUAAAAGGUGAUCAAGCUGACAAGGGUGAACGUGGAGAGAUUGGGCCAAUCGGUCCUCCAGGAAUUGCAGGUUUGCCUGGAGCUGUUGGACAAAAGGGUGAUGAGGGGCAACGUGGCGCUCCCGGCGAGCCAGCUAAAGGGAUUCUUGGUCCUCUGGGGAAAAAGGGUGCCAGGGGUGACAUCGGACCAACUGGCCCACCUGGACCACAAGGGAUCAAAGGAGACCAGGGAGCUAAAGGGGAAAUGGGUAACCCUGGAUUUGGGAUCCCUGGUCAACCUGGCCCCAAAGGAGAGAGUGGAGAAAGAGGUAAUGUUGGAUUAUCAGGGAAACCAGGGCCUAAAGGCACCGAUGGAUAUAAAGGAGAGAAAGGGGACGUGGGUUUCGCUGGCAUCGGCGGAUCUCCAGGACUAAGAGGUAAAGAUGGUGUACCAGGUUUGAAAGGGGAGAUGGGACCAAGGGGAGAGUCUGGUUCGCCAGGAGAGCCUGGGGAGAGAGGUGUCAAGGGUCCGCUUGGUCUGCCGGGACGACCAGGUGACCCUGGAGGAAAAGGGGAGCUUGGGAAUUUAGGGUUACCGGGUCCAGAGGGGCACAAAGGAGAGAAGGGCGAGCCGGGAAAGCCGGGGCCACCGGCAGACUCUCAAUUUACCAUGUCAGACAACACCAUUCUCACCAGGGCUAUUAAGGGUGAGCCAGGAAAGCCGGGGCUCUCAGGACUCCGUGGGGAGACAGGACUUCCUGGGCCGCCUGGUCCUGAAGGUAAACCAGGACCUCCAGGGAAUUCACUGUUUGGAUCUGGUACUGGAAGAGAUGGUCUGGAUGGUCUACCUGGAAGGCCUGGAUCUAAGGGUGAACCAGGACAGAAAGGGGACCCAGGACCAAAAGGAGAGAAAGGAGAUUCUGGACUGGCUGGGAUUACCGGUAUGCCUGGUUUACCUGGAACACCUGGGAAGCCUGGUGUUGACGGGAAGCGUGGGAUGGCUGGAAAAGAUGGUGAACACGGACACAAGGGUGAUGAAGGGGCGAAGGGUGAAAAUGGUGAACCUGGUGUUAAUGGAAAUGAAGGUAAAAAAGGAGAGCCAGGAUCUCCAGGUUUGCCAGGUCCACCCAUUGUUCUUCAAGAGGGUAUGUCAAUGGAGGACAUAAAGACAUUUCCCAUACCAAUGGGACCCCCUGGAGUGACGGGUCCUCCUGGAAAGAAGGGAGAUAAAGGAGAGCUGGGUUUACAAGGAGAGAAGGGGGAUGCUGGCCCGCCUGGGAGAACUGUUGAAAUGAAGGACAUUGAAGCCUUAUUUGAAUCAUAUGGUGUUAAACUCUCGCUGCUUAAGGCCUUCACUGAUAGGCUACUUCAGGAUGGUAUGGAAGAGCUUCUUCAUGACAUCACCACCAACAGAAGAGUCAAAGAGGAGGGACAUGAGCCUGAUUCCAACAUUAUCACUGAAUACACUAGCUCAGAAAAGUACAGUCACCCCCCUGAGUCACCACCUGAUGUGGAUUUGAUUGAGGAAGAGUCUGAUUUGGAAGAGGGAAUGAUGCCUGAACCAAGUCCUGAGUCAGUGGUAGAAGCUGAGGUUGAUCCUACUCUUUGGAGCAUCUCUAACAACCACAGUAAGGAUGAUCAGAGCAAAAUAAAGGGAAUGCUGGCAGAGGACGAGGAAAAGAAACCUAUGAAGAACAACUUCAGUGAUGUAACACCCUCCAAAUUUAUUCAAACCAACACUUCCUCUGAAAGGCUGGGUUCCGGAAAGGCAGAGGUAGGUAUGGAAACAGUUUUACACAGUCAUGAGGAUAUGGGGAAGAAAACAUCUGGAGAUAAGAAGAAAGGCAGAGAAAAGGGAAAGGGCAAAGGAAAUAAAGGACGUCAAAAACGGCAAAGGAAGCGUUUGGAAGACCAAGACAACAUAGAAGAUGAUGUUGAGGAAACAUCAUAUAAUGAUGAAGAAUACAGCUAUGAAUAUGAGGACAAGCUGCCUACAGAAGAGCCCUUUCUGACUCGAGAGGAGAGCAGAGAGAAGCUAAAAUACUCUUCAACAACAGCUUUAUACAUGCAAGAACAUGAAGGAGAGACAGAAAUGUCCCCUUCUCCGACACAGUCUCCAGUAAAGGUUAUACAGACUACUUACACAACUACAGCGGGUCCCCUACUUUCAUCGAGAGUCACAGAACAGAAGCAGACUGAAACCACACUAUUGUCAGUACUAAAUACCACACAAACUGAAGAGGAGUCAACAUCAGGUGCUAAAUGUUUAAAAAUAGAGCAAGAAAACAAAGACCAUGAGCUUGUGGAAGACAUGUACAGGGAAAGCGAGAGGGAGAGAGAGGCCGAUGUCUAUCAUCAAAAUGAGGAUGAAAGGGAAGAGAAACAAGUGAUUGAAGAGGAGAGGGGAACUGAGGGACACUGGGAUAUGGAGGAAGAUACAGUGAUCGAGACCAGAGGGCUGAAGGGUGAAGGAGUCAUGGGGCCUUUUGGUUCACAGGCCACAAUUGGAGAUCCUGGAGAGCCAGCAGUCAACGGGAUAAAGGGCUUCAUAGGUUUCCCUGGAUGGAUAGGAAGCCCUGGACUGGAUGGAGAACAGGGGGCGACUGGUUUCCCUGGUUUCUCUGGUUUUAAGGGAUCUCCUGGUACACCACGAUCUAAUGCUCAGGGUCGGCCUGGUCCAGUUGGACCAAAAGGAGAACUAGGACCCCUGGGAGAGAAGGGGAGGAGAGGCAGAGGAAAGGUCUGCCUGGGGGCCCCUGGAAUUCCUGGCCUCAGAGGGGAACAUGGGAGCAUUAGGCGAGAAAAAGGGGAGCCAGGACUCAGUGUCGAGGAAGUGAAGGAUCUAGUGACAAAGAAGGUGGUUGAGAAGUGUGUGUGGGCUAAAGAGAUGAAGGACGAAACCACGACUGUUCAUCCUGCUGUUUCAGAGUCUGAGCCAACAUUAGCAUAUGGCAAUGUUACAACGGCCAGCACAGAGAGAAACUGA
This is a messenger RNA of Xyrauchen texanus (razorback sucker), 7242 nucleotides long. RefSeq names its product collagen alpha-1(VII) chain-like. Gene Ontology annotation, molecular function: protein binding. NCBI's taxonomy places the organism in Eukaryota, Metazoa, Chordata, Actinopteri, Cypriniformes, Catostomidae. The record is from RefSeq and is a predicted model, not a curated record.